Columba livia (rock pigeon) is the source of this 2586-nucleotide messenger RNA. RefSeq names its product protocadherin alpha-2-like. Lineage: Eukaryota; Metazoa; Chordata; Aves; Columbiformes; Columbidae. The record is from RefSeq and is a predicted model, not a curated record. The transcript has a single exon. Gene Ontology annotation, molecular function: calcium ion binding. Gene Ontology annotation, cellular component: plasma membrane. Gene Ontology annotation, biological process: homophilic cell-cell adhesion. Bases 1 to 2586 code for a protein of 861 amino acids.
AUGGGCAAGUGGUGGUGGCCCGUGUUGCGGGUGCUGGUGCUGCAGGCGGCCUGGGCGCUGGUCGGCGGGCAGGUGCGGUACUCGGUGCCGGAGGAAGCCAAGGCCGGGACGGUGGUGGGGCGUCUGGCGCAGGACCUGGGCCUGGAGGCGGGCGAGGCGGAGGCGCGGCGGCUGCGGCUGGUGUCGCAGGGCCGGCGGGCGAGCGUGGAGGUGAGCGGGGCGAGCGGGGCGCUGGUGGUGAGCUCGCGGCUGGACCGGGAGGAGCUGUGCGGGAAGAGCGCGCCGUGCGCCCUGCGCCUGGAGGUGCUGGUGGAGCGGCCGCUGCGCGUGUUCCACGUGGAGCUGGAGAUCACCGACAUCAACGACAAUGCCCCGCUUUUCCCCGUAAAGGAAGAAACCUUUACCAUCGCGGAACUGUCGGUGCCGGGAUCUCGAUUCCCUCUGGAGGGCGCGUCGGAUGCAGAUAUUGGAGCUAAUGCACAGCUCUCCUAUACUCUCAGCUCCACCGAGCACUUCAGACUUGAUCAUCAGGUUAAUAACGACCAGAGCGCAUCUUUGGCUCUUGUUUUAACGAAACCGCUGGACCGCGAGACGCUGUCUUUGCAUCGGUUGGUACUGACGGCGAGUGACGGGGGCCGGCCGUCUCUGACAGGCACGAUGGAGCUGGUGAUCUCGGUGCUGGACGUGAACGACAACGCGCCCGAGUUCAACCAGUCGGUCUAUAAAGUGAAAGUCUUAGAGGGAUCAGAGCUCGGUGUUCUGUUAAUGACGCUCAGUGCCACGGAUCUAGACGACGGUAUCAAUAGUGAUAUUCUAUAUCUAUUUAGUAGGCGUGUACCUGCUGAAGUAAAAGAAAUGUUCACUAUCGAUGGAAAAAAAGGAGAAAUCAGACUUCAAGGAAAAUUAGACUACGAAGAAAAAGAUGUUUAUGAGAUCACGGUAGAAGCAACAGAUAGAGGCUCCCCUCCACUGUCGGGUCACUGCAAGGUGUUGGUGGAGGUGCUGGACGUGAACGACAACGCGCCGGAGGUGUGGGUGACGUCGCUGUCGGUGCCAGUGCCGGAGGACGCGUUGGUGGGGACGGUGGUGGCGCUGCUGAGCGUGUCGGACCGGGACUCGGGAGCGAACGGUCGUGUGCGCUGCGCGGUGUGGCCAGCGGCGCCGUUCGGGCUGGUGUCGACGUUCGCGGGGUCGUACUCGCUGGUGCUGCGGGAGGCGCUGGACCGGGAGCGGGUGUCGGAGUACGAGGUGGAGGUGCGGGCGGAGGACGGCGGGUCGCCGUCGCUGCGCGGCCGUCGCGGGGUGCGGGUGCCGGUGUCGGACGUGAACGACAACGCGCCGGCGUUCGCGCAGGCCGUGUACACGGUGCUGGCGCGGGAGAACAACGCGGCGGGCGCGGAGCUGGCGCGUCUGUGGGCGCGGGACCCGGACGAGGCGGACAACGGUCGCGUGCGGUACUCGGUGUGGGAGGGCAGCGUGGGCGGGGGCUCGUCGGCGGGCGCGGGGUGGCGUCCGGCGUCGAGCUACGUGUCGGUGGACGCGGAGAGCGGGCGUCUGUGGGCGCUGCAGCCGUUGGACUACGAGGAGGUGCAGGUGCUGCAGUUCGAGGUGCGGGCGGUGGACGCGGGGGAGCCGCCGCUGUGCGGCAACGCCACGGUGCAGCUGUUCGUGUUGGACGAGAACGACAACGCGCCGGCGCUGCUGCCGGCUGGAAGCGGCGGGCCGGGGCCCGGGUUGUCGGGCGAGGCGGCGUUGGGGCCGGGCUCUGGGGCGCUGUUGGCGUGGGCGGCGUGGGGGGCGCCGGCGGGGCAGGUGGUGGCGAAGAUCCGCGCGGUGGACGCGGACUCGGGCUACAACGCGUGGCUGCGCUACGAGCUGUGGGAGCCGCGGGGUAAGGGCCCGUUCCGCGUGGGGCUGUACAGCGGCGAGGUGAGCACGGCGCGGGCGCUGGAGGAGGCUGACGGCCCACGGCAGAGGCUGGUGAUCGUGGUGCGGGACCACGGGGAGCCGGCGCGCUCGGCCACAGCCACGCUGAGCGUGUCGCUGGUGGAGGGCACCGAGGCGGCGCUGGCGGCCGCGGGCUCAUCAUCGUCACCAGGGGCGCGGCUACGUCCGGCGGAGGGCGGUCCGGCAGCGACAGGAGCGGCGGCGACAACGAACGUGUGGCUGGUGGUGGCCAUCUGUGCGGUGUCGAGCCUGUUCCUGCUGGCGGUGGUGCUGUACGGGGCGUCGCGGUGGGCGCCGCGGGCGGGCGUGCUGUCGGGGCCCGGGCCGGCGACGCUGGUGUGCGCCAGCGAAGUGGGGAGCUGGUCGUACUCGCAGCGCCAGAGCCGGAGCCUGUGCGUGGCGGACGGCGCGGGCAAGAGCGACCUGAUGGUUUUCAGCCCCAACUUCCCGCCGCCGCCCGGCCCCGCGGCGAAGGAGACGCAGCCGGAGCCGCCCGCUCUCGUGGACACGGUCAGUGGUCCUCCCUGCCUCGCCUCUCGCCCCUUCCCUGGCGCCCCUUCUUGCUUCUCCCCCGUCUUCCUUACUAAUCUUUGUAUUCCCGUUUGGACAGGAAGUGUGACAGUUUCUGGCUUGUUUUGA